Molecule: messenger RNA, 1176 nt
Organism: Pleuronectes platessa (European plaice)
Lineage: Eukaryota; Metazoa; Chordata; Actinopteri; Pleuronectiformes; Pleuronectidae
Gene: nubpl
Product: nucleotide binding protein-like
Exons: 12
Coding region: 1-1047 (348 amino acids)
Biological process (GO): iron-sulfur cluster assembly; mitochondrial respiratory chain complex I assembly
Cellular component (GO): mitochondrion
Molecular function (GO): 4 iron, 4 sulfur cluster binding; ATP binding; ATP-dependent FeS chaperone activity
Source: RefSeq, a predicted model, not a curated record
AUGAAGGAUAUGGAGUUCAGAGACCUGACGCUGCAGGGAUCUGUGAAUCAGAGGAGGAGCCUCCAAACAAACAUGGCGCCCUUCACGUACAGCAGACUUUCUCAUCUACUGAGAACAUCCGUCAACAAAGCUGCAGCUUCACGAGCAGCGACAGAAAUAAAAAAUGGACCUGCGUGUUGUUUACACUUCACACGCUGUCAGAGGUCGGCGGACAGUAACCUACAGGAGAGACAGAAGCAGCAGAUGGCCAGAGGUCUCCCCAAACAGAAGCCGAUCACAGGAGUCAAACAGGUCAUCGUUGUGGCUUCGGGGAAAGGUGGCGUGGGCAAGUCCACCACAGCAGUGAAUCUGGCACUUGGAUUAAUGGCCAACGAUGCUACGAAGUCAGUUGGCCUGUUGGACGCUGACGUCUACGGUCCGUCGAUUCCCAAACUGAUGAACCUGAAGGGAAACCCAGAGCUCACUGACAACAAUCUGAUGAUCCCACUCACCAACUAUGGGAUUCCUUGCAUGUCAAUGGGUUUCCUGGUGGAGGAUGUGGCUCCGAUCGUGUGGAGGGGGCUGAUGGUGAUGUCAGCGAUAGAGAAAAUGCUCAGACAGGUGGACUGGGGUUCGUUGGACUAUCUGGUCAUCGACAUGCCUCCUGGGACAGGAGACGUCCAACUGACAAUCACCCAGAACAUCCCGAUAGCAGGUGCUGUAAUCGUGUCGACGCCGCAGGACAUCGCUCUGCUGGACGCUCGCAGAGGAGCCGAGAUGUUCAAGAAGGUUAACGUGCCGGUUCUCGGUCUGGUUCAGAACAUGAGCGUCUUCCAGUGUCCGAACUGUAACCACCAGACUCACAUCUUCGGCUCUGACGGGGCCCGACAGCUCGCCAUCACUCUGGGGGUCGAGUUGUUGGGUGACGUUCCCCUUCACCUCAACAUCAGAGAGAUGUCGGACAGAGGACAACCGGUGGUCAUCUCCUCCCCAGACAGCUCCGAGGCGGAGGCGUACAGGAAGGUGGCGUCCGCUGUCGUCCAGAGAAUUAAGGAGGUCAACACUUGAUUGACAGCUGCGCCCCAGUCAGCUGGUUGACUGACAGGAUGUAAACUGUGAACCUGAAUGUUAGAGGCUGCAUGACGCACAAUAACCAUGUAGACACACACAGAAACGCACAUGAUGUAAAAUCUAAAG